AGACGUGAAUACAUUUGCACCGGCGGAUUAAUUCGUGUUGUGAGUGCUGCGGCCCUUGUCACUCUUUCGCUGUGCUGCUCAGAGCGCAUUCUCUGUCUGCGGCUAAGGACCAAUUCAUGCUGAUAUCACAGCAACCUGAAAAUAGGGACAAAGCGACGUAGUUAUUUAGAUAUUAACUGAACUCUUCUGCCAAAAACUCUCUGAUCUAUUCUACACGGAGCAUACCUUUAGAAGAUGCUUCAAAUAAGGGAUCUCAUUUGGACAUUGCUUUUCUGUGGUUAUGCAGCUGCCUUGCAAGUGGAAAUCACUCCAGCCCAAGGAGAAAUCAGCGUGGGAGAGUCAAAAUUCUUUUUGUGCGAAGUUGUUGGAGAUGUGAAGGAAAUAGACUGGUUUGCUCCCAAUGGUGAGAAGCUCCUGCCAGGCAGACCGGACAUCAGCGUCAGCAAAAGUGACGAGUCCUCGUCUACACUGACCAUCUACAAUGCUAACGUCGACCAUGCUGGCAUGUACAAGUGUGUGGCCAAAAGCGGGGAGAAGGAAUCUCAGGGCACCGUCAUUGUAAAGAUUUUCCAGAAACUCACUUUCCAAAAUGCUCCGUCGCCCCAAGAGUUUAAUGAGGGGGAGGAUGCUGACAUCAUCUGUGAUGUCAUUAGCUCGCCACCCCCAACUGUUAUCUGGAAGUUUAAGAAGAUGAGAAUCCAGCCGGAGACUGAUGUCCGUUUCAAGGUCUUGAGCAACAACCACCUCCAGAUCCGUGGCAUCAAGAAGACAGAUGAGGGUGACUACACCUGCGAGGGCCGCAUCAUGGCCCGGGGUGAAAUCGACUUCAGGGUCAUCAAAGUCAUUGUCAACGUUCUGCCAAGUAUCAGAACCCGCUACACCGAGCUGAAUGCCACCGCAGACAUCGGACAGGCUGUGACGUUGGCCUGCCAUGCAGAUGGUUACCCAGAACCCACCGUCACUUGGGCACGUGGUAAUAUCGUGCUGGAAUCAAAUGACAAGUACAGUCUGAAUGAAGAUGGAUCUGAGUUGACCAUCAAGGAUGUCAAGAAGGUUGAUGAAGGAGAUUACCAAUGCAUCGCUAGGAACAAGGCUGGGAAGAGAAGCGAGGAAGUCAGUCUCAGUGUGUUCGUGCAACCGAAGAUCACGUUCCUGGAAAACCUAACAGCCUCGGAGCUGGAGGAGCAGAUCACGCUCACCUGUGAGGCCACAGGUGACCCCACACCCAAUAUCAUCUGGAGCUUCGGGCGCCGCAUCUUCACCGAAAACGAGCAGGCUUCAUGGACUCGACCUGAGAAACACAAGAGCCUGGAUGGUAACGUGGUUGUACGCAGUGAUGCCCGCGUGUCCUCUCUCACUCUGAAAUACGUGCAGUUCACGGAUGCGGGCCAGUACCUCUGCACCGCUCGCAACUCCAUUGGUCAGGACAUCCAGAGCAUGUACCUGGAAGUGCGAUAUGCGCCGAAGAUCCAGGGCCCUGCGGCAGUGUUCACCUGGGAGGGGAAUCCGGCUAACAUCACCUGUGAAGCUCUUGCGCACCCGAGCGCAUCUGUUUCGUGGUUCCGCGAUGGCCAGCUACUGCCCAGCGCUAAUACCACAAACGUCAAGAUCUACAACACUCCAACAAGCAGCUUUCUAGAGGUCACUCCCGAGUCCCAGAACGACUUUGGCAGUUACAACUGUACGGCCAUCAAUGUCAUCGGCACAGAAUCAAAGGAAUUCAUUCUGAUUCAAGCAGAUGUGCCUUCGGCCCCCUCUAUCGAUCGUGUGGUGCCGUAUUCUAGCACAGCGCUAGUGGAAUACGAUGACCCCGCCUCCAGCGGAGGAGUUCCCAUCCUCAAGUACAAAGCCGAGUGGAGGAUAGCAGGCCAAGACUGGACUGACAGAGAGUUUGACGUUGAGGAUGGUCUCAACUUAAUCACCAUCGUUGGGCUGAAGCCCGAGACCGUUUAUGAGGUCAAGGUGUCCGCCAUCAACGGAAAGGGUGAAGGAGAGAGCAGCUCACCAGAGACCUUUAAAACUCAACCUGUCCUGUCUCCAGAGACUCCAACUUCCAUUCCUCCAACCACCACAGACCUUAGGGAACCCAAUCCUCCCAAACUCGAGGCUACACCACAAUCCCCAGGCAACGAGAUGAAGGUCUACCUGAUCAAACAGGACGAUGGGGGCUCUCCCAUAAAACACUAUCUCGUGCGCUACAAACCUAAGCUUCGCCAGGACUGGAAGCCAGAGAUCCGCCUGCCCAAUGGCAGCGAGUACGUUGUGCUGAGGGGUCUGGAAUGGAACACGGACUAUGACAUCUCCGUUGUGGCCGAAAACCUGCGAGGCAAAUCUGAACCUAGAAUCCUCUCCUUCAGGACCUCGCCAGAGCCCACCGCCAUUCCAGAAACCAGCUCAGGUUUGGGCACCGGAGCCAUCGUGGGCAUCCUCAUUGUAGUCUUCAUCCUGCUUCUCUUCGGCGUGGACGUCACGUGCUACUUUCUCAACAAGUGCGGCCUUCUCAUGUGCAUCGCCAUCAACUUCUGUGGCAAGUCCGGUCCCUCUGCCAAGGGCAAAGAUAUCGAGGAGGGAAAAGCCGCCUUCUCAAAGGACGAGUCUAAAGAGCCCAUUGUGGAAGUAAGAACUGAAGAAGAGCGGACGCCAAACCACGAGGGAGGAGGUCCAACUGAACCCAAUGAGACCACUCCUCUGACUGACCCUGAGCAUGCUGCUGAUACCACAGCAACAGUAGUGGACUUGCUUCCCUCUGUAACCACUAACUCCGAUCCCGGCACUCACAGUCCCGCUAGCGAUUCCACCACCCUUACCUCGAGCACCGCCACACCAGCCCCUAAACCCGCCCCCCAAUCCAGCGCCCCCAAAACUAGCGUCACCUCUCCUACCUCCCCACAAGCUGCGCCCGUGGCCCCUCUGGUGGACCUGAGCGAUGCGCCCCCCAACCAGACCCCCAAACCGUCUGAUUCAACCGCCCCGACCUCCGCAGAUUCGGCCAAAGCAGAUUCUACUAAGCUCCCUGUGGGCGAGCCAACUCAGAGCACUGGGCCAAAGAACCCACCUGAGCCUGCUUCCAGCAGCCCUGCCAAUCCCCCCCAAAGUAAGGACUCUGUGGUGCAGGGAGGAGCCCAACAGAAUGCAGAUAGUGACCUUGCCAAGGAUGGGUUUGACAAGCCCUCCAACGCACCGCCCGUGCCCAACCAGGACGAUGGUAAAAUCGCUGUAGAUGAAAAAAGCAAAGCCAUGGAGACGGAGGUAAAGAAAAACCCUACGGAGCUGAAGACGGUUCCCAACGAAGCCUCCCAAACGAACGGCAACGAGAGCAAAGCGUGAUCCAGAAGCGCGCGCCAGUCGCAGGCAGACAGCACCACAUCACAGUCACAUCAAAACACACGUCUCCAAUAAAAAAAGCUUUCUUCGCUGUCUUCUUUGAGUUUGCGGAAGAAAAAAAUAUGUUUGUAGAUGAAUAGAGCGCCUAAAGAGCUCGUCACAUGCCUUUAUUUUCUACUUUAUUUCACGCUCGGUAUUACUGUUGAAACUCGGCUUUCAUGAAGAUGAAGAGAUUUUCUUUACCUCUAGCGCACUCUCCUUGACCUCUUUGAAUAAGAUAGCUGUCUUUCUAAUGGGAUCGGCGUCUUUCGACGAGGUUCGGUAUCAGUUCGACGACUAAGUUCUUAUUUGGAAUGAUGCCUUUACAGACCACGGAAAUAUCUGUGCUGUUUCAGUUACGUCCCGUCUUAUUACUUUCAGUAUUGCCAUCAUUAUCGUCUGCCGCAUCUUAUUAUUUUCGAGAUGUUUUGUGUUUAAAUAAUGUACAAAAGCGACCACCUUUUAUUUUAUGUCUCGUGUUAUUUUUGAGAGUUAGCGAUAGAUUGUUAGUACGCUUGCUUUGCAUCAUUAUUAUUUUUCUAUGUCUUUUAUUACAGCCAGAGCGUUUACAGCGUUUAUUGUGAUAUCUCUCUUAACACGCAGCUUAAGACAUGAACGGUUUCACACACUUAUAGCCCACAGAUCGCCACUAUUUUUUCUAUUACAGUUUUUGUUUAUUUUCUUACUUUCCCGACUCCCACUGAAUGUCCUUUAAUGCCUAUUAACGUCAAGACUUCUUAAAGCGAAUACAAGGUUGAUAGUUGAAAAGAUCUGCGGUGAUACGUUGUAAAAACUUCCCGCAAGUCUUUUCAAAAAACAUUUGAGCUCUCAGAUAGAGAUCAGACGAGCGGCCCACUGCUAGGUUGCACGGUACAUGCAGCUGUUGAACUUGUGGUCUAAUAAAAACAUCAGGGGCGCGUGUAAUGCUCACGGGACGUGCCAUAGCGCAGCGUCAGGAAGUCAAAGUUCUCACGUCGGUUGCUCCGUUGGUUUUUGCUCACUUUGUCGAUAAACAGCUUCGGGAUCCCAUGCAGCGACUGCGCCGUUAGACACAUACUCGAGAAGGAAAAUGUUUGCCGGUUAUGCAUAAAUGGCCAAAUUCGUAUAAUUUUGUAAUUAUUAUUUAAGCCAUAGUACUCCGGUGUGGAUAGUAGCAUCAUGAAUAUUCAGCCUGAUGUUUUUGUACUGUUUCUCGUUAGGCUGCAAGCUUGUGCACUGUGAAUGCUUGAAAUCCUAGUGUGAAUACAGUGUGUUGUUUGUAAUAGAAUAUAAAAGAAUAUCCGUAGGUUGUGAAAGUUGUAGUUCUUAGUUGAAACAAUGAAAACAUUCAUUAUAAGACAAAAAAAAACCAAUGAUGGCAACAGCAGAAAUGAAAUAUGAAAUACAGACACAAAGGAGUUUGUGCCUUCAGUAUGAACAUCCUCUCAUGCGCAGGUCUGCGGGCUGGCCGGUGAUGGUACACAGCUGUCUGUGACAAUAUACCCCACGCUGUAAGAUGGUCCAGAAACUGUGAAAAAUAAAAUUCAACAUGUUAUCACGUGGUUUUUGGGUCUGUUCUAUAUGUUCAGGAUCUCAACAACACGCCUCUAUUUAACUGAUGCAAAGCUUCUUAUAUCAUGUAAGUGCCCAAGACCCGAGCAGACACGCUCACCCGCAUUAAGUUACAAAAUCUAUUCAAGUUUGGUCAAAUGCCUUUUCAGUCUAUUUGGAAAUCUGAAAUAAGCAUGUGGUGUAUUCUGAACUGGAUGUUGUCAUUUGUGUUGAGGUUAAAAUUGAAUUGCUAAAUACCUGAAAAUGUCAAAGGCUUUAUUCAUUGUACAUUUAUUUGAAAUGUCAGUGGACUGUUGUCAUUUCUGUUCACUGUUGACAUUAAGUGCUUUUAUUUGAAUGGCACUUUUUACUAACUUUCAUUAAACAUGCUUAACAGAUCGAUAGUAUAUGAACACACCACACACACACACGAAUGAAUGAAGUUUUAUGACAUGUCUAAUCAUUUGAAUGUACCGCUAGUGCUCUGUUAAGCAUAAGGUGUAAUCAUGUGUGGUAAUGUUAUAAAUGAAAGUUAUUCUAAAGUGUUAGGUUGGAUUCUGGUCUUUGAAAAAAAGAAGACACCAGGUGGUACAAACUAUUCCUUGUGAUCUCAUUCCAACAAUUCAGAAAAGCUCUUGAUUCAUUCAGCUUCCAUUUAAUGUGGGACCAAUUUUUCUUCUGCCAUUUUAAGGACAAGAGUCUGUUUCAAAGUAAUGAUUGUUUCAAAAAGCAUUUACAGGGCUCGUCUUUCGAGCAGUCUGAUGUAAAGACCUUUGAGUCAUUCACUCUCUCUCAUCAUCACUCUCAUCCCAGACCUUUAUAAGACAUCCAUCACUCACAGCUGUAUACAGAUUUUUACAAAAUCAAAUGUUCCACCUCUUUCCCCACUGUCACUGCUGUAAAUACUAACCGAAACGAUUUGACUUCAUUCUGUUGAAAAAUUAUUGUGUUCAAUAAAA
Molecule: messenger RNA, 5852 nt
Organism: Triplophysa rosa
Lineage: Eukaryota; Metazoa; Chordata; Actinopteri; Cypriniformes; Nemacheilidae
Gene: ncam1a
Product: neural cell adhesion molecule 1a
Exons: 21
Coding region: 235-3327 (1030 amino acids)
Biological process (GO): homophilic cell-cell adhesion
Cellular component (GO): plasma membrane
Molecular function (GO): protein binding
Source: RefSeq, a predicted model, not a curated record